AUGGAGGCGAUCCCUGAGAACGAAGAAGUCAAGGUGUCUGCUCCCCGAGACUCUCAAACCGCAUCGGAGUUCAUCGACCAGCAACUGGCCCUUGAGGCUGAUGCGCGAGAAGUCCUACCAUAUAAAUUUGACAAGUGCACCAAUAUCCUUGGACCCCUCCGACAGAACAUCUUCGCCUGCCUUACGUGCUCUCCUCCGCCCGCGUCAGAAGCCCAAGUGUACACACCAGCGGGAGUCUGCUAUGCUUGCUCCAUCUCCUGCCACGGCGAACACACUCUGGUCGAACUCUUCUCCCGGCGUGACUUUGUCUGCGAUUGUGGUACCAGCAGGCUUCCUUCAACGUCACCUUGCACCUUACGGUCCGAUCCUGCAACCGGAAGCCGAGGUGUUCAUUCGCAAGAGCCGCAUAAAGGGAACCAUUACAAUCACAAUUUUCAGAAUCGGUUCUGCGCUUGUGCAGAGGAGUAUGACGCCAAUACGGAGAAGGGGACGAUGUAUCAGUGUUUGGGGCUGGGGACAGUUGAAACGGGUGGAUGUGGCGAGGAUUGGUACCACCCGGAAUGUCUGAUGGGUCUACCAAGGCACUGGUAUAAGCAGCAAGAACCGGAAGCGAGAAACGACGGUGUGGAAAAGAAACUUAAGGAUGCAGAGUGUGAAGAGAAGGACGAGGCCUCGCACCCAGUUCCCCAAGGGUUUCCGGACGAAGACGAUUUCGAGGCCAUGAUAUGCUACAAAUGUGUCGAGUCGAAUCCAUGGAUCAAGAAGUACGCGGGUACGGCAGGCUUCCUGCCGCCUGUCUCUAAUCGUGAGAAAUCGGCGGUCACCGGGGCAGCAACGGCUGAGCCUGUUCCAGCAGACCCCAGUGUCACCAAUUCCCUGAAGCGCAAAGCAUCGGCCGAUGGCAACGACAUCCGACCAUCGAGUCCGACGAAGCGCGUUAAGGACGACAGUGCCACAGCAUCACACGACGCAAAUAUCCCGUCAGGACUUGCUCGACCGUCUCCAACCAAUGGCGCCUCUGUUGCAGAUAUUCCCCCGACGACUGCCAAACCCGCGGAAACCGACUCAAAACCACAACACAAACACGACCUCCUUCCCUCCUCUCCACCCGCCGGCAGAUUUAGUCUCUUCCUGAAGGCCGAUUUUCGCGAUCACCUCUGUCACUGCCCCUCAUGUUACCCGAACCUCAUCCCACACCCUCAACUCCUCGAAGACGAAGACACAUACGAGCCUUCUAUCUCCUCGGACGGAUCCUCACAGCAUCACCCCAACGGCACGCACGGUGGCUCCUCGCGCGCCUCCCUGCUCGACCGUGGUGAAGCUGCGCUCAGCAAUAUCGACCGCGUCCGCGCAAUCGAGGGCGUCAUGGUCUACAACCACCUCCGCGACAAAGUCAAAGAAUUCCUCAAGCCAUACGCCGAAGAAGGGCGCGUCGUCAGCGCGGACGAUAUCAAAGCUUACUUUGAGAAGCUGAGGGGUGAUUCCCAGGCGAUCAAAGAGGCAAGGGACGAUGCAGGAGGUGGCGAUGGGGGAGAAGGAGAUAAUAGGAGAGAGCAGAGUGGGUAUUGA
Cladophialophora yegresii CBS 114405 is the source of this 1569-nucleotide messenger RNA. RefSeq lists its product as uncharacterized. The transcript is spliced from 2 exons. The record is from RefSeq and is a predicted model, not a curated record. NCBI's taxonomy places the organism in Eukaryota, Fungi, Ascomycota, Eurotiomycetes, Chaetothyriales, Herpotrichiellaceae. Gene Ontology annotation, molecular function: zinc ion binding; ubiquitin protein ligase activity. Bases 1 to 1569 code for a protein of 522 amino acids. Gene Ontology annotation, cellular component: cytoplasm.